Lepus europaeus (European hare) is the source of this 3003-nucleotide messenger RNA. It is a transcript of the gene TWF1, whose product is annotated as twinfilin actin binding protein 1. Gene Ontology annotation, biological process: positive regulation of neuron projection development; barbed-end actin filament capping; actin filament depolymerization. Lineage: Eukaryota; Metazoa; Chordata; Mammalia; Lagomorpha; Leporidae. Gene Ontology annotation, molecular function: actin monomer binding; actin filament binding. Gene Ontology annotation, cellular component: myofibril; actin filament; cytoplasm. The transcript is spliced from 9 exons. The record is from RefSeq and is a predicted model, not a curated record. The coding region runs from base 64 to 1116 and encodes 350 amino acids.
GGGGCCGCCGGCCGGGGCGCUCGCCGCACUCGACGCUGGAGCCGGGAGCCCGCGGCCGUCGCCAUGUCCCACCAGACCGGCAUCCAAGCAAGUGAAGAUGUUAAAGAUAUCUUUGCCAGAGCAAGAAAUGGAAAGUACAGACUUCUGAAGAUAUCUAUUGAAAAUGAGCAACUUGUGAUUGGCUCCUCUCGUCAGCCUUUAGACUCUUGGGAUAAGGAUUAUGAUCCUUUUAUUUUACCCCUGUUGGAGGACAAACAACCAUGCUACAUAUUAUUCAGGUUAGAUUCUCAGAAUGCCCAGGGAUAUGAAUGGAUAUUCAUUGCCUGGUCUCCAGAUCAUUCUCAUGUUCGUCAAAAAAUGCUGUAUGCAGCAACAAGAGCAACUCUGAAAAAAGAGUUUGGAGGUGGCCACAUUAAAGAUGAAGUAUUUGGAACAGUGAAGGAAGAUGUAUGCUUACAUGGAUAUAAAAAAUACUUGCUGUCACAGUCUUCGCCUGCCCCACUGACUGCAGCUGAGGAGGAGUUACGGCAGAUAAAAAUCAAUGAGGUACAGACUGACGUGGGUGUGGACACUAAGCAUCAAACACUACAAGGAGUGGCAUUUCCUAUUUCUCGAGAAGCUUUACAAGCUCUGGAAAAGUUGAAUAACAGACAGCUGAACUAUGUGCAGUUGGAAAUAGAUAUAAAAAAUGAAAUAAUAAUUUUGGCCAAUACAACAAAUACAGAAUUAAAAGAUUUGCCAAAGAGGAUUCCUAAGGAUUCAGCACGCUACCAUUUCUUUCUGUAUAAACAUUCCCAUGAAGGAGACUAUUUAGAGUCCAUAGUUUUUAUUUACUCGAUGCCUGGAUACACAUGCAGUAUAAGAGAACGGAUGCUAUAUUCCAGUUGCAAGAGCCCUCUCCUGGAAAUUGUAGAAAGACAACUACAAAUGGAUGUGAUAAGAAAGAUGGAGAUAGACAACGGGGAUGAGCUGACUGCAGACUUCCUUUAUGAAGAAGUGCACCCCAAGCAGCACGCACACAAGCAGAGUUUCGCAAAACCAAAAGGUCCUGCAGGAAAAAGAGGAAUCCGAAGACUAAUUAGGGGUCCAGCUGAAACAGAAGCCACUGCUGAUUAAAAUUGUUGCAUUAAACAUUGCAAUACUAGUUUUUUAAAAGUCCAGCAUUUAGUACAGGAGAACUGAAAUCAUUCCAUGUUGCUAUAGAGGAGGGAAAAAUUGUACUUUUUGAAAAACGGCACUUUUCACUUCAGUGUGUUUUUAAAAUUAAUGUUAUAGAAGACUCAUGAUUUCUAUUUUUGAGUUAAAAUUAGAAAAGUGUUCAACAUAGUAAUAUUUAAUUUUGUCACAUUGUUUUCAUAGAGUGUUGAUUCCACACUUUCACAUAAUUCUUAAAGUUUAUAUAGUUGAGCCAAUUCCAGAAAAGUCUAAUGUCUUAAAAUAGAGUAUACUUCUUGUUACUCUUCAGUGAGUCAGUGAGUCACUUUUUAAUGGAAGAAAGACCUUAAAUUGUUCACACUACGUGAUGAAUGUGUUAGGGGCCAGGUUCGAUGACUUCAUAACCUGAAAUAUUGGUGUGCCUGUGAAAGCGGGAAGUUGCUCCCUUGAGGAGUGGUGCUGUCAGGCUAGGAUCACGUCUGCAGCUGUGGGGAGAGUGCUUGGUUGCAGCUGUCUUUUUCUACUUGACUUUUUUUUUUUUUUUAAUGGCAUUAAAACUUCAAAUCAGUUCACUCUGAAAUUUGAAGGGUACCAGGUUUUUUCUAUGCUGCAGGAUUUCUGAUGACAGUGAAAGACUUUGAACACAGCCUUAGGAAAUUCUAGUGCUUUAAAAAAAUGUCCAUUUUCAAAGUCAUUGUAAGUACUGUGAGGCCAAAUAUGUACGUUCAGAUUGAAGUUUAAAUUAAUAGCUUUCAAAAGGAAGCAGAGUCUUAGACAUCAAGAUUGAUGUUUUUCUUCAUGGAAAAUACAUUUUUUGAAAAGCUUCCUGAAGCCCCCUUGUAUUUAGAGGCAGUAGUGCUCUGUUUUGAGAAAAUACUCAGAUUUUAAAAUGUUUUAACGUCCUACUGUUUAUCAGCCUGAUAUGGAUAAACACUUAAGAAUGUUAUUUCAUUUAAAAUCUUUUCAAAACACAUUUGUUUUCUAAAGCUUCAUUUUCGGUUACAACCUAGAAAGAUUUUGAGCCUCAUCUUUACUUUGAUACUUGAAAUUGAAGGAGCAAGGACAGUUCAUGGUGAACCUGUUGAGCCUGCUGCAGGGCCAUACCUGUGUGGAGUGUUCAAAAUGAACUCUGGGUAUCUGGGAUUUGGACUUUCUUGAUCUAAACUUUAUGCUGCAUACAACAGAUUUCAAAUGCACAUUUCAUAGUAUGAAAUAUGAAGCACUCAUUUCCAAACCUUAUUAUCUAAGGUAAUAUAUGCACCUUUCAGAAAUUCAGUGUGUGUUGAAGUAAAGCAUAUUAGAAUAAUUAUGGGUUGACAGAUUUUUUUAUUAGAAUUAAGAGUGUGUGGGGCUUUUUGUUUACAAGUAAUCAGACUAAUAGUUACAUGUGCAAAAUAAUUGACAAUGUUGCACUUGUUUACUACAGAUAGUUGUUCCAUGAGUGCAAACAUGAACACUCUCAACACACAAUCAUUAGGAAAGGAGCAGCUGUGUUGCAGACAGCAGCUGCAGCUUGUCACUUCUGCCAGGAAGCCUGGGACUGAUGAGACGGAAACAGUAGUGAGCGUUUCCUGUACCAUCCAUGUGCAAUUGUACUUUAGAUCCCACUACACUACAUCAAAGUAAUGGACAUUCCAGAGUAUAGAUGUGAUUAUAUAAUCUUAAGUGUUACGACACCAAUGAUUGCUAAAAUCAGUGAGUAUAACUCAUUGUUUACAGUAUGUUUUAGCUGGCACUAGGUGGUGAAUAACAUAUUCCCAGUACCUUUAUAGCAGCGAAGAGUUAACAUGCCUUCUGUGGAUGUUUUAUAAGUGCAUUUUAUAUCACAAUAAAAGUUUUUCUCUUUAA